Messenger RNA from Microthlaspi erraticum, 891 nucleotides. NCBI's taxonomy places the organism in Eukaryota, Viridiplantae, Streptophyta, Magnoliopsida, Brassicales, Brassicaceae. The record is from the annotation of a GenBank genome assembly.
AUGCUGAAAGAGGAAGAGAGCGACGAGAGUGGUACUUGGGCACGACCCUGUGACACAUGUCGAUCAGCUGCCUCCACUGUCUACUGUGAAGCUGACUCGGCCUACCUGUGCACGACCUGCGAUGCCCGAGUCCACUCAGCCAAUCCCGUUGCUUCCCGCCACGAACGUGUCCGUGUGUGCCAGUCAUGUGAGUCUGCCCCGGCUGCGUUUCUCUGUAAAGCAGACGCUGCGUCUCUCUGCACGGCCUGCGAUGCUCACAUUCAUUCCGCAAACCCACUUGCUAGACGUCAUCAACGUGUUCCUAUCCUGCCAUUAUCUGCAAACUCUUGCACUGGUGGAGAUAACAGAGUAAUGGAGGUGGGGGAAGAAGAAGAGGAUGAGGAUGAUCGAGAGGUGGCCUCGUGGCUGCUGCCUAAUCCAGGGAAAAGCAGUAACAAUGGGUUCUUGUUUGGUGUUGAGUAUCUUGAUCUUGUGGAUUACAGCAUGGACAACCAAUUCGAAGACCAGUACAGUCAAUACCAGAGGAGCUUCGGAGGAGAUGGAGUUGUGCCACUUCAAGUUGAAGAAUCAACGACAGGUCACUUGCAAGUUGACAUAACAGUCCCAAGAACGCUUAAAGAGACGAGGACAGAGCAAGAAUCUACUCAUCAGAUAGUGCAGCAGCUUACUCCAAAGGAGAGGGAAGCUAGGGUGAUGAGGUACAGAGAGAAGAAGAAGACGAGGAAAUUCGACAAGACGAUAAGGUAUGCUUCAAGAAAGGCAUAUGCAGAGAUCAGACCACGGAUCAAGGGCCGGUUCGCAAAGAGGAAAGAAACUGAAGCUGAUGAUGCACAACAACUCUCCGAUACCGGUUAUGGAAUUGUUCCUUCCUUCUCAAACAUGGGUCACUAG